Messenger RNA from Brassica oleracea var. oleracea, 1014 nucleotides. RefSeq names its product putative cysteine-rich repeat secretory protein 17. The coding region runs from base 207 to 992 and encodes 261 amino acids. The transcript has 2 exons. NCBI's taxonomy places the organism in Eukaryota, Viridiplantae, Streptophyta, Magnoliopsida, Brassicales, Brassicaceae. The record is from RefSeq and is a predicted model, not a curated record.
UUCUACAAACUGACCUUUUCAAACAACGUCUUUUCUAUUGGGUAACCAAAAACAAUGAACCAUCUAUAUAUACGGCAUAUAUUAAUUCAGUAUCUAAAUCACUAAGAGUCUCUUACAUAAACAUCAAUCCCAACAAAUCAUCUACUUAACAAAAAAAACAAAUCAUCUACUAUAAAACCCCACUCUGAGAAAAAUAAUCCAAAACAAUGUACUCUUCAUCGUCUGCAUCAAAAUUCGUCAUUUUGAUCCAUGUCUUUGCCAUGCAACUUCUCCAUAUAAACAGCGAAUUGCCCUUAAACACGACCAAUGCGUAUCUCAACCACAAAUGUUUGGUUAGUAAAGGAAAAUACAAGCCGGGAAGUGAGUACGAGAAACAGUUAAAAUUGACCAUAAAAAAUUUCUAUUCCGACAGUGGCAAUAAAGAAGGUUUCACCCUGUUAGGCUCUGAUGGUUUUUCCGCUAUCCUCCAAUGCCGCGGGGACUCCUACGGGAGCAAGUGCCGCGACUGCUAUGCCACCGCCGUUGCUGCGCUUCAUAGGAGAUGUCCGUGGUACAAGGCGAAAAUAAUAUGGUAUGACCAAUGUCUUCUCUCGUUUGAUACCAAAUAUUCUACUGGGCAGAUCGAUUACGACAAUAAUUUUUGUAUGUCGAACGCUAAGAAGUUGGGAGGAGAUAAACUCGCGUUUAUAAGGACUUGGAAUAUUUUCAUGGACAAUCUGACGACUUUAGCCAUCCGUGUUGAUAAUAAUGACACAAAAACAUCACCAUUGUACGCUGUGGGGGAGACGAAGUUCAAGGGUGAUAUGAUGUAUGGAAUGGUGCAAUGUACGAAAGACAUACCCGAAAAAGCUUGUGAGGAGUGUUUGGUGUUUAAUAGCAUUCAUUUUCAAUUUUGCUUGAAUGAUAAACGAGGAGCGAGAUUUAUGUGUAGAAGCUGUACUUUUAGGUUUGAGUUUUACCCUUUUAUUGCCAAGCAGGUCCGAAAUAUUUAAAGAGUUAAAUAAUUUUUUUUUU